AUGAUUUCAAUGAAACUGCUAAUUAUUGUUAUUACUAUUAUUAUGAAUGCAAUUCCUUCAAUGUUAAACAUUCAUUGUAUACCGAUAUUAACAUUAAACGAUUUGGACCAAGCAAUAACUGACUUGAAUAAUCUCGUUACAGCAAUCCAAUCACAAACACAAAGUCAAACAUCUAAUACUGGAAGUGGUAUCUCUGUAAUACAACACCAAUCUCAAUCUCAAUCAUUCAAUGGUAAUCAGCUCAGUGGUCAUCAAGUUAGUCAACAACAAAAUCAACAACAAAUUCAACAAUCAGCUGGUACACAAUCACAAACACAACAACAAUCUGUUAAUCUGAAUAAUCCACAAUAUAAUCAAAGAGGUGGCGAUGCACAGUUUCCAGUGGAUCAAUUCAAACCUUCAACGAAUCCACAGUUACAUGUUGAUAACUUGCCUACCAGUCAGCCGCCACCACCGCCACCACCGCAACCGCAACCUCAACAACCUGAAGAACAACCGUCUCAACAAUCACAAGGUGGUGAUCAAGGUGACUCACAACAACAGUCACAGCCUGAGUCACAAGAACAACAACAACAACCUGAUUCCUCACAACAAUCUGAUGUUAGUAACAUAAUAACUGAUCAACCUCAAUCAGGUGAUCAGUCUCAACAAACAUCAAUUAGUCAAGAUGAAUCACAACAACAGUCACAACCUCAAAAUCCAGAUUCAUCGCAACAAUCUGGUGAUCAACAACCUAGUGGUGCUAGUUCGAAUCCUGAUGAAUCACAACAAGCUGAUCAGCAACAACAACAACAACAACCUGAACAGCAACAACAAACUGAACAGCAACAACAACCUGACCAGCAACAACAAACUGAUCAGCAACAACCUGAUCAACAACAACAACAACAACCUGACCAGCAACAACAAACUGAUCAGCAACCACCUGAUCAACAACAACAACAACCUGACCAGCAACAACAAACUGAUCAGCAACAACCUGAUCAACAACAACAACCUGACCAGCAACAACAAACUGAUCAGCAACCACCUGACCAACAACAACAAACUGAUCAGCAACAACAACCUGACCAACAACAACAAACUGAUCAGCAACAACAACAACAACAACCUGAAGACCAACCUCAAGAAUCACAUGAUGACGAACAGGGUUCACAAGAAGAGUCACAAACUACCACUGUAUCCCCAUCGACACCAACCAAUAGUGAUUCUGAUUUAAUUAAUCGUUUACUAGAAUUAAUUCGAUUACAACAAUUGAUUAUUUCAGAAAUAACUAAAGGGCAACCAAUUGUUCCACAACCGCUUCAAACAACUGAACAAUUGUCAACAACAACAACCACAACGACGACCACUUCACAGUCAACAGAAGUAAACAACCCACCGCAACAGCAACCACAGCAACAACAACAACCAGAAGAUGAUGAUGAUAACGAGAAUGACGAUGAUGAUGGUGAUGAAGAAUAA
This is a messenger RNA of Schistosoma turkestanicum, 1464 nucleotides long. The record is from the annotation of a GenBank genome assembly. NCBI's taxonomy places the organism in Eukaryota, Metazoa, Platyhelminthes, Trematoda, Strigeidida, Schistosomatidae.